Helicoverpa zea (corn earworm) is the source of this 2697-nucleotide messenger RNA. RefSeq names its product ELMO domain-containing protein 2. The record is from RefSeq and is a predicted model, not a curated record. The transcript has 2 exons. Bases 29 to 1069 code for a protein of 346 amino acids. NCBI's taxonomy places the organism in Eukaryota, Metazoa, Arthropoda, Insecta, Lepidoptera, Noctuidae. Gene Ontology annotation, molecular function: GTPase activator activity.
CACCGUAUUAUUAAAAAAAAAUGUGGUCAUGACAACCGAUGUGAAACUGAACCGAAAUAAAAAACAAUUUUAUUUCAUUAAUAAAACUGAUGUAUAUAGUGACAACGUACUCUAUAUAUUCGAAGAAAUGAUAAUGUUUCACUUAUGGUCGGUUCUACAGUGGUACCUGCGACCUUUCAUCAAAUGGUUCCUCAGAAAAACUACGAAGUUGUGUGAGCUACAGAGAAUUUGUUACGGUGAUAAACCUGGGGCUGAAAGAACGCGAAAUGUGGAGAAAUCAUUGAUGCUAUCUCGUACCCGAGAUGUGCAAGAGGUCGUAACGUUUUUAGACACUGUUGUGCGUGAAAGGAGAUUUGUUGCUCGUAAUUUUCGUGAAAUCUUAGACCCGUCAAUUAAUAUCAUUGUCAGGGUAAAGAAAAUAAAUCCAAAACUACAUGGGCCUUUUGUAGUAUCUUUCCGACGAUGCUUAGAACAAAUCUGGAGCUAUAAAUGUUUGGUAGACGACGUCGAAAGGCUACGACAGACACAGUUUGACAGCAACAAUGAUGAGCAUGAGAAUAAAUUGCUUAAAUUGUGGUCCCUUCUAGUGCCCCAUGUUACCCUUGACGCAAGGGUGACAAAGCAAUGGCAAUACAUAGGAUUCCAAGGUGAUGAUCCAAAAACAGAUUUCCGUGGAAUGGGCAUCCUUGGACUGGAUAAUCUUCUAUAUUUUGCUAUGGAGUAUCCUCAAAUAUCAAGCCAUGUGUUAAGUCACUCACUGCAUCCCAAAUAUGGCUACACCUAUGCUAUAGUAGGUAUUAAUAUCACAUCUAUGGCAUAUUUUUUACUAAAAGAUGGUUCUGCUAAAACUUAUAUGUUUAAUGCGAAGCAAUAUUUACCUAAUGUGAACCUAUUCCACAAAUUUUAUUGUUACUUAUUUUACGAAUUUGAUAAAAUGUGGAUAGAGUCAAAACCGGAAAACAUAAUGGAGUUUUCUGAAAUUUUUAAGAGGUUUGAAAAUGCGGUUAGAAUGGCUCUGGCUGAUCCUGCUUCAGUAUUUAGAAUAAAUAUUAAUGUUGACAAUGUUUAAAUUAAAUUUGACCCACCAGCUAAUAAUGCUAGUGUUAUUCAGAUCACUUAAUUAUUUAAUACCACAAAAUAUUCUAGGUAGCACAUGAGACAGAGUGACAAUAAUGAAUUUAAAGGUGAUACUUAAAUAAUACACAACAUAAUUAUUAUGUUAUUUGCUAAUAACACGAGCUUACAUAAUAAUCUAAGUCAACAACUUAGAUUUUUUGAUGGAUUGAGGUUUUUUUUUUUUAUGUAGUUAGUUACAUAUUAUUAUGACAAACAUAACUUAUUUUCAAUGUAAAGAUAACAGAGAAAUUACAUACAAAAUUAGAGAUAUUAAUGUGGACCAUUAAUUAAGAUUAACAUAAUUUUUAUUUCUGAUCUCUUCCUUGACUAAUAAAAAUAACCGUAAGCUCUUGAAAUAGUGCAAUACUUAGGACAACUAAGUUAAGAGUUUAGUUUUUGCUGUACACAAACAAACAACUUAUGUUUAGUCACUGUGUAUAAGUUUUAUGUUGGGUUGGUUUAGUAUAUACCCAAACAAAGUCAAUUAUUUUAAUUUAUGUCCGAAAUAUAUUAUACUCAUUUUAUUAUGCUUCAAAUUGAUAUUCUGUGAUUGUUAAUCAUUUUAAUCCUGAGUACCUAUUUUAAUAAUACUGAUGAAACCUGCAUUUUUUUUCAAGGCAAUAAUUUAUUUCUAAAUAAUGUUAAUGCACGAUUUUGCUUAAAAGAAAAAACAUGAUGCUUCUUGCACUGCUGACAUGAUUUGUCAAAUACUACACUUAUCUAUAGUAAUAUAAUAACGGGAAAACAUUUAUUUAUUUGCAUAUACCCUAAAGUUCCGAAACUACUGGACCAAUUGGAAAAGUUCAUUCACUGUUGGGAAGGUAGACUACCUCGAGAGUAACGUACAAUUAUCUUUUGUCUGAGUAUGGGAAAUAGUUACAUCGGGACGCGGGUAAAACCGCGGGAAAACAGCUUGUUUUCUAGCGUCACUGGCUGUAUAAUUUUAUAGGGUAGUUAGGUUUUUUACAGAAUACUAAUUUUCAUUUAUUUUUUUAAAUUAUAUGGAUGGAAAUUAAAGCAAUGCCAGCAAUCUAUGACUACUUUUUAAAAUUAGGAUAUUUAUGAUAGAAUGCCAUCACAAGAGCAAAAUAAUCACAACUAGAUCAAAUGCUUAUGCGCGUCUAAAAGGGCCAUGCAAUCUUGGCAAAAAUGUUUUAUGCACAUUCACGUCCGCGCAAGCUAUGGCUGAGGCAUGUCCUGUAAUAUGGUAGAUGCAGACUCUUAAACGAGCUACACAAAUUUAUCCAUAUAUGUAUUGCCAUCCUGGAAAUGUUUGACAAAUAUUACCAGGGCAUUACUGCAAUAUUGCAGUCUGGCUGGUAUUGCUUGCAAUGUUGCUGGCUAGUGGCCACUGUGCAGCCACAUAUUGCAUAAAAAUGUAGCCCAUCUAGACAUCGCGCCUUCAACAUGUACAAUAUUAAUAUAGACGAAAUGUUGCAAUAUUUGGUAUGUUGGGUGUUUAUCAGAUAAUAAUUAGUAAAAGUAUGAAUUAAUUUAUGAUGUAACAUGAGUGUUGUAUGUGGCUUUUGCUAUUUAUUUAUUUAUUAAGAAAAAUGCACAUAUUAAAAGUGUUGGACUUAA